Messenger RNA from Aspergillus affinis, 555 nucleotides. RefSeq lists its product as uncharacterized. The transcript has 4 exons. Bases 1 to 555 code for a protein of 184 amino acids. Lineage: Eukaryota; Fungi; Ascomycota; Eurotiomycetes; Eurotiales; Aspergillaceae. The record is from RefSeq and is a predicted model, not a curated record.
AUGACGGACGCUUGGGCAUUCACGUACCCCUCUCCCUUGGAGGGGUAUGAGAACCUAGAGCCCCUCUCGGACGAGAGAAACGAAGACGGCAAAUCAUUGAAAAACCCUCAACAUGGGGUCUUGAGUAAAGCGUAUGAGGAGUUCCCGGAUCCGUUGGCCAAGGAUAGACGUGGGGGGUUUGAUGUGCAUAUUUAUCAUUUUCAGAAUAACCCCGACCAAGUAGCCUACGCAAAGGCGCUCUGGGAACGAAUCCGACGAGAAUUCCCCGAGCUGCGCAUCUACACGUUCUUCGAUCGACCGAUCGGACCGCAUCCCGUGGCCAUGUUCGAAGUGAACCUGUUCACGCCGGCCCAGUUCGGGGCAUUUGUGCCGUGGUUGAUCCUGAACCGGGGGCCACUGAGUGCGUUGAUCCACCCGAACACGGUGGAAACGGAAGAAGAACGAAAUCAUACACAGAGGGCGACAUGGCUGGGGGAGAGGAUUCCGUUGGAUUUGAGGGUGUUUAAGUUGUUGCAGGAGAGGCAGAGGAAGGAAGCUGAGAAGAAGGAGGUAUAG